CCACCUUCCUCCUUGCUUCAUAUAUAAAGAGGGAAUCCUCCCUUCAUAAUUCAUCACAUGGAGCCUCCAAGAUCAGAGGUAUGUCUUUCUGAAACUUCAAGCAUCAUCUCAGUUUCAAAUGCUCCUUCAAACCCAUCACUCAAAUCCUCCAUGGACUGUAAAAAAGAGGUGAAACAGUUAGCAGAAGGAGAAGAAGAAUUGGAAGAAGAAGAUGAUGAUGAACAAGACCAAGAUCUUGUUUUGGAUCUAAGUCUUACUAGCAAAGAUUCAAAGCCAGAACUCAAUCUCAUCGAUUCUUUUGAUAUGGAGUCUUCCCAGAAAUCGUCCUUAGAUACUCCUCAAGGUAAUGAAACUGAGCCUCGAAUAUUCUCAUGCAACUAUUGUCAAAGAAAAUUCUAUAGCUCACAGGCACUUGGAGGUCACCAAAAUGCACACAAGAGAGAAAGAACACUGGCUAAACGUGGACAAAGAAUCAGUACUGGUGGCCCUUUUGGUCUUGGUCAUCGCCAUAACUCACACCUAAAUCGAUACUCUAGCAUGGCUUCUCUUCCUUUGCAUGGCUCUUUGAGUAGAUCACUUGGAAUCCAGGUGCACUCCAUGAUCCACAAGCCAACUUUAGUACCAUCUUCCACUUUUGGUUCUUCAAAUAUUUAUGGGCAAAAUGGCUGGUCUAGAAAACCUAUUGAUCAGCAACCGGCAGUUGGGAGGCUAGCGCCGGAGAGCUUUUAUAUGGAAACUAAUAUGGGAUCAUCUAAUGGGGUUGCAAGAUUUGAAUCUGCAAGAAAAUUUUCUCCAGCUAGGGAAGGAAUUGAGGGAUAUUGGUGGGAUGCUGGUGUUAACCAUUUGAAGAGUAAACGAGAUGAUUUGCAAAAACUUGACUUGUCACUCAAGCUCUGAUAUAAAAGUAGCGGCUCUUUAUUUUUUACAGUUCAAUUUCCUUCUUCUCUUCUUCUUCUUUGACUUUCAUUAUGUUCUUGGCUACUGUAGAAUUUUUCAUCUGUCUUCUUUAGCUGGACUUUUUGUAAAUCUUUUCUUGGCUACAGAAUAGUGUAUGCUCCAUGAAAGAUUAGUUUCUUUCAGUUCUUGAAUUAGAAGAUUACCAAAUUCUGUAUGUUUGGUGUUGAGACAUUGAAUAUUGAAGGUGCUUUUGUGCUA
Molecule: messenger RNA, 1155 nt
Organism: Manihot esculenta (cassava)
Lineage: Eukaryota; Viridiplantae; Streptophyta; Magnoliopsida; Malpighiales; Euphorbiaceae
Product: zinc finger protein 1
Exons: 1
Coding region: 58-897 (279 amino acids)
Biological process (GO): negative regulation of abscisic acid-activated signaling pathway
Source: RefSeq, a predicted model, not a curated record